Molecule: messenger RNA, 2811 nt
Organism: Cladophialophora carrionii CBS 160.54
Lineage: Eukaryota; Fungi; Ascomycota; Eurotiomycetes; Chaetothyriales; Herpotrichiellaceae
Exons: 1
Coding region: 1-2811 (936 amino acids)
Cellular component (GO): nucleus; cytoplasm
Molecular function (GO): protein binding
Source: RefSeq, a predicted model, not a curated record
AUGGCCCAACAGACGCAGACGCCGGGUGUAGCAUGGACGCUGCUUCGCAACUCUGAGAACGAGAGACCCGCGUGGUCCUAUGAGGGUCGUGCGACGGAUGGCCUCUUUCGCCUGAUCUCAGUUUCAUCGCUGCUGCGUAAAGACAAUCCAGAGCUCGUUCUGUCAGAAUGGACUGGUCUUGAUUUCCCGCAUGACGGCCUCGAUGACUUUCAUCCUACAAACCCUCCCCCAAACAUGCCGCGCUAUUGCGCGAUCUCCCACGUCUGGCAACCGAGUGAGGACGCCGCUAGGAGGAGCAACCAGGCGAAUCGGCCUCUCAGAGUGAAGCUUCGAAAUGGUACCUUCCAUACAAUCAGCUGGCUGGGCCUGGUGCAAGCCGCCACCGCGGCUCAAUACUCUCGUUGCGAGUACAUCUGGCUGGAUCUGCUCUGUAUCGACCAGACAAGCCCAAAGGACAAAGUACUUCAGAUCCCGAAUAUGGCCAGGAUCUUCAGUAACGCGUCGACGACCCUGAUCAUGAUUGGGGGUGUCCACGCUGCGCAGAGUCUAGAUCGUCCCUCAGCAUACAUGCAGAGAUCAUGGACUUUCCAAGAAGCUAUUCUCGGCCCCGAUGCCCAUGUCUUGGUCCACUGGAACCACCCGGACUCGUGGACUGCAGAUGAAGUCAAUCUCUCGUUCGACAUUCUCGGCGGCAGCAUCGCGCUUGUUCGCUUGGACGAUCUGAUAGGGUCCGGCCCGUUGGUCGGUCGGAAGUUUGGAGCCGGCAUGCUGUACGAUCCCAAGACAGGGCUCACGUAUUGUAGAUACAAACUGCGUCAAAAUUUCAACUGCCUAGGGCUUGAUCAAACAGCGUUGACCUCCCUCGCUGUGAGCCUGCGGCAAACACUACCCGAUCUUGGCUUCGGGCCUAGGACGGGAGAUGAGUCUAUCGCCGACGGUGACAGCGACAGCGACACCCGUUCAGACUCUGACCUUGGUUUAGAUACCCGAUUCCGGGCACUCAACACUGACAAUCGUCCCUCCAGUCCAGAGUCUGCCUCUGAUUCAGAUUCUCGACUGCCGGCACACGACACGGUGAAACGUCAGUCCGGUUCACAGUCAGACUUCGAUCUAGACGCACAACUUGAGGAAUUCAAUUCUAUUCAGCGGCCGUCCGAGGACACGGACAGUGGCAACGCAUUCGAUGACGAAACAAUCUCGCACGAAGGAAGCUACCUUCCAGCCGGCCACAAUGUGGUAGAAUAUUAUCUUCAGCACUGGGAUACUCCGCUCUCCCCUUCUCAAGGCUUCGACAGCGGAUUGGGCUUUAAUCGUAUGCCUGGGACUCUGUCGACCACUGCGACGGACAUAGACUCAGAUGACGAAAAGGAAAUGAAGGGUUAUACUGGGAAGAGCAUUCUACCCUUUAAGGAGUUGCCCAUGUCUGAGCAGACCCGUGCAUACUUUGACAUCCACUAUGACUAUCCCAGUAGCGCGGUAGGUGUCGCGCAAGCUGCGUGGCGGAACAUAUGGCUUCGCACGUCGACGGAGCCACAAGACUUGAUAUUCAGCAUGAUGCAUGUCUUGGGGGUCGUUGUUGACGUCGAUUAUAAACGAACCACCAAAGAUCUGCUUUUCGAGCUUGUCGACAAAAGUCCAAUACCUGGAUGGCUGACGGUUUCGUAUGACAUGCCCGUUUAUCCCGAAUCUGGACUGAUCCCAAGCUUGCCGACGUUCACAUCGCACUUCAUGCCUACAUAUGCGAUCGACGGGAAGUUCAGGCGAGCCUCCGAGCUGAUAUGUUCAGAAUUCUGCUGCGAACAGUUCGACGUGGUUAUCAAAUCCACCGGCAAGGCUACCGAUGGCCAUCUCGUCUGUGCCAGACUCUUUGAAGUCGAAGCUUCAAGACCUCGCGUGGACAAGAAAGAUCGAUUGUUCUCCAAUGUCCAGCUGCGACUCUCGUCUCCAUUCCACCAAUUUGUCGCCACCUGCAAAUACAGAGGCAAUUUAGGUUCCGUUGUCAUGAUGGUAGGCCCAGCACAAGAUCUCCAGCGUGAUCCCCAACACGGCGACGGCACCUGGGUCGGCACUCCGGUGAUCCAUUUCCUCGACAAGACCGAGCAAGGCGUGUGGAGGAAGACCGGGACAGGGUUCCUUGACGAACCGGUCUUUAGAAGCAAGUACUUCUUGAUGGACGCUGUCAGAAGACACUUGCGCCUCGGAGGUGCAUCCAAAGCCGCGGUUACUGAGUGUGAUUGUCCAUUGACUUGCCGGGAGAAGUAUAUGCUGCAUCAGGUGAAAGGUGAACAGGUGGGUUCUGCGUUAGAGAAGGACUGUGCUAGAAGCCACACAUCGAUCUUUGCAGCCGCGGCGCGCGGUCACAUGCCAGUCAUCCGUCGCCUUUUGGACCAAGGAGCAGACAUCAAUGCCAUCGACGAUAACGUCAAAGGAGUAUGUCGCGGCACAGCAAUGCAAGGGGCAGCUUCGUCCCCGAAGCCGCAGAAGGCAGUACUGCAAUUUCUGAUCGAAGCAGGGUCGAACUUGAACGCCAGGGGAGGAUACUACGGCACGGCUCUCCAAGCAGCAGCUACGGCUCCCGUUGACACCAAGGAAGUUGUCGAGUAUUUCGUGCAGAUGGGAGCUGACGUCAAUGUCCCCGGUGGGCGGUAUGGUUCGGCGUUACAGGCGGCUUUGUUCUUUGGCAACACCGAGAUUGCGAAGUAUCUGAUCCUCGCGGGUGCUGAUCUGGCUGUGGAGGAGAAAUACCAGCAACGACUGGACGAUGUGUUGAUUGGGAUGGUGGCAGAUGAGGAAAGUCGAGUACAAGACUGA